AUGUCCGACGACGCCGACCCCGAGCUCCUCGCUCUGCUCCGCCAGGCCCUCGGCAUGAACGGCCCUCCCCCCCGGGACCUCACCAACACCCGCGUCCUCGCCUCCGCCGAAUUCAUUUACGAUAACAGCACCGACGUUGCCCUUGACAUGCGCAGCACGCAGCGUGCCGCCGCGGUCCUCUGGACGCAGAUGCAGUCGCGGGACUACACCUCGAAGUCCUGGGCGGCGCACGAGUUGCAUCCAACGGCGAAGGAUGCAUCGACGCUGGACUUUGUGUUUACGAUGGAUUUGCUGAACUUCUGCUUUUGGUCGGAGAAGGGGGAGGGAGAGGGGGAGGGGGAGGGAUUUGCGGUGGAAUGGAAGGGGAAGCGGUGGACGGGGUAUUGGAGCUUAGUGGCGGCGUUGUGGCGGGCGCUGGAGGAGGGGAUCCCCAUCACGUCGCAUGCUUUCUGGCAUGUCGAGGAGGAUUGUCCGGACGAGAAGAUCGCUUACGUUUUUCGGUCCGCGACGAAGGAGGAAAUGCCCCUUUUGAAGGAGCGGAUCAAGUGCAUGCGCGAGGCAGCUCAGGUUCUCUGCGAGGAGUUCGAAGGAGACCUCGUGAAUUUGAUCAACCGAGCCGAUAAGUCUGCGGCUGCGCUGGUAAAUAUCCUCGCCGACCAUUUCCCCUGUUUCCGUGACGAAGCGCGAUUCGAAGGCCGCAACGUCCGGUUCCUCAAACGCGCGCAAAUCUUCGUGGCCGACCUGUGGGCCGCGUUCGAGGGGGAAGGCUGGGGCGAGUUUCACGACAUAGACAGGAUCACCAUGUUCGCCGACUAUAGGAUCCCGCAGAUGCUGUACAAUCUGGGCUGCCUCAGCUACAGCCCGCCCCUGGAGAGCAUCGUGCGACGGCGGAUCGAGAUCGAGCCGGGCAGCAGCCGGGAGGUGCAACUCAGGGGCUGCUCGAUUUGGUGCGUGGAGCAGAUCCGGCGGGAGAUCGUGCGCCACCAUCCCGAGGCGACCGUCAAUGCCGUCCUCAUCGACUUCUUGCUGUACGAUAUCGCGAAGGAGCUGGAGGCGUCCGACAGUCUAGACAUUCCGCAUCAUCGCACCCGAAGUAUCUGGUAUUGA
This is a messenger RNA of Eremomyces bilateralis CBS 781.70, 1107 nucleotides long. RefSeq lists its product as uncharacterized. The record is from RefSeq and is a predicted model, not a curated record. The transcript has 5 exons. Bases 1 to 1107 code for a protein of 368 amino acids. Lineage: Eukaryota; Fungi; Ascomycota; Dothideomycetes; Eremomycetales; Eremomycetaceae.